GUGGGGAGAUGCGGAUGGAGACCUUUCUGAAAUCAAAGCUCCUUUAGGCCCCACAUUCAGGAAAGAAUCCUGUUAUGUCGUCCUCUUUUAUAGGCACAGAAUUCCUUGACAACGUAUGUGAGGUUUGCCCUGAUGGAACCUUCUCAGCAACCAACAUGUCAUACACCUGUCAGCCAUGGACCAGGUGUGAAGAGGAAGGGAUGAGAGAAGAAAAGGCUGGGACAGCCACUUCUGAUGCAGUUUGUGUACAAAGAGGCCUUUCUACCACAGCGAUAGCAGUGCUAAUAGUCCUUGCUCUCUCACUUUUAUCUGCAUUUGCUGGAACAGUGUUCUUUUUAUGGAGGAGGGGGAAGAGGAAAUAUGGGGGAACACCUGCACAGGAGACAGGGAUUCAGACUAACACGGCUACCCCUCUGAUACUUUUGUUCUAAGUGAGGAACGACAUUAAUAAUUAUUAUAAUACUUCAUCGUAAUGAAAAAGAAAACAAACUCUAAGAAAGAGAACUCUUGGCAGGUGAUAGGUAAAUGUACCAGCCAUUUGACUGUUAGUAACUGAAUGUUCAUAAUGUCUUUGUUUUACUUUGUCAUAUUUUAAAGGAUGAGUCAAACGGACAGGUGGGGAGAACUUUGAUGCAGUCUGCUACUUAGGAGCAAACAAAGGCAGGAGCCAUUGUCAGCCCUGCACCUGUGAUUGGAUUGGAGGCUUCUGAAAAUCCCCCUUCAUUGAAUUUCAGCGAUCAUCAUCAUUUAGGCCUUCGCUACACUCACGGAUCCACAGCGCUGCCGCGGCAGUGCUGUGAAGCGCGAGUGUAGUCGCGCCACCAGCGCUGCGAGAGCUCUCUCCCAGCGCUGCAAGUACUCCACCUCUCCGAGGGGAAUAGCAUGCAGC
Messenger RNA from Chrysemys picta bellii (western painted turtle), 889 nucleotides. Lineage: Eukaryota; Metazoa; Chordata; Testudines; Emydidae. The record is from RefSeq and is a predicted model, not a curated record.